GCUUGAAAAGUGGCAUCAUCGUUUAAAUGUUGCAUCCAUUUGUUUGUCCGACCCGUUUUUAGCUAACUACGUAGAAUCCGCAUUACGCAUACGUAUACGCAUUACGCAUUACGCAUUACGCGCGUUUCCAUCAACGCAACUGUACUUGGAGUACGCUCGGAGUUGGCAACAAGGACACGAAGUAGAGAAAGCGCUAUCUAGAAUUUCUCCCCUUGUCUGUGUCGCUCCGUCGCAACCGCUGGCCUUGCCACAGUGAAGCUCGGCAAGAUGUUCAUCGAAGAUGAUGCCCAAAUGGAUAGCUUCUGGGUGCAGAGUGCACUGGGCGCCAUCAAGGCAAUUGCCUUUGUCUACGACAUUAUAACGCUGCCGGUUUAUUUGGUAAUACAGGCGCCAUGGAAACGUCGACAGGACUCGAGGCGAGUCAAGGCCACGCUCAUAAGCAAGAAAUUGUUGGUCGAUGAGCCCUCCAAGUACGCCGCGGAUGACAUUGAGGCGAAGAUUAUCAAGAACGAAGAAACUGAGCUGACAUACCGCACCACGGAACCGCCGCGCGAUGUGCAUGUGAAGAUGCUGCAGGAGAACAUCGAUACGUUGGAAAAGGUCUUCAAUUACGUGGCCAAGACGCACUCGACCAAACGCUGCCUGGGCACCCGCCAGAUACUGAGCGAGGAGGACGAGACACAGCCAAACGGACGCGUUUUCAAAAAGUACAACAUGGGCGACUACAAAUGGAAGAACUUUAUCGAGGCGGAGCGUAUGGCGGCCAGCUUUGGACGUGGACUGCGCGAACUUGGCCAGGCCCCGCGACAAAACAUUGUCAUCUUCGCCGAGACUCGCGCCGAGUGGAUGAUAGCUGCCCAUGGUUGCUUUAAACAGGCCAUGCCCAUUGUAACCGUCUACGCCACACUUGGCGAUGACGGCGUCGCCCACUGCAUCACCGAAACCGAAGUAACUACUGUCAUCACCUCGCACGAUCUGUUGCCGAAGUUUAGGACUUUGCUGGACAAAUGCCCAAAUGUCGACACCAUCAUUUAUAUGGAAGAUCAGCUGCACAAGACCGACACAAGUGGAUUCAAGGAAGGUGUUAAGAUUCUGCCAUUUGCUCAAGUUGUGAAAAUUGGAAACGACAGCAAAUUUGAGAACGUGCCACCAAAGGGCGAGGACAUUGCCAUCAUCAUGUAUACUUCCGGCUCAACGGGCACUCCAAAGGGUGUUCUGCUGUCGCACAAGAAUUGCAUUGCAACAAUGAAGGGCUUUUGUGACAUGGUUAGCAUUUAUCCGGAAGACGUGUUGAUUGGUUUUCUGCCCCUGGCGCAUGUGUUCGAGCUUGUCGCGGAGAGCGUUUGCCUUAUGACCGGCGUCUCCAUUGGUUACUCAACGCCGCUGACGCUAAUCGACACGAGCAGCAAAAUCAAGCGCGGCUGCCAGGGUGAUGCCUCCGUGCUGAGGCCUACGUGCAUGACUUCCGUACCUCUGAUACUCGAUCGCAUCUCUAAGGGCAUCAACGACAAGGUCAACUCUGGCUCUGCAUUCAGGAAAGCGCUCUUCAAGUUUCUCUACCAGUACAAAGUCAAGUGGAUACAGCGCGGUUAUCAGACGCCAUUGAUCGACAAGCUGGUCUUCAAGAAGGUGGCUAAGCUAAUGGGCGGCAGGGUGCGCAUUAUAAUGUCCGGCGGUGCGCCGCUCUCGGCCGACACUCACGAACAGAUCAAGACGUGCCUGUGCGUGGAAUUGAUACAAGGCUAUGGCCUGACAGAGACCACAUCUGGCGCAACUGUGAUGGACGCUCGCGACAUGACCUAUGGACGAACUGGAGGACCUUUGACUGUUUGCGACAUUCGGCUGGUUAAUUGGGAAGAGGGCCAUUAUCGUGUUACCAACAAACCCUAUCCACAGGGUGAGGUACUCAUCGGUGGCGACUGCGUAUCGCAAGGCUACUACAAACUGCCCGGUAAAACCAACGAGGACUUUUUUGAUGAAGAUGGACGCCGUUGGUUCAAAACCGGCGAUAUUGGAGAAGUGCAAUCCGAUGGCGUACUUAAGAUAAUUGAUCGUAAAAAGGAUUUGGUUAAGCUGCAGGCUGGUGAAUAUGUUUCCUUGGGCAAGGUCGAAUCAGAGUUGAAGACGUGUGGCUUUAUUGAGAACAUUUGCGUUUAUGGUGAUCCGACAAAACAAUAUACCGUCGCGCUGGUCGUGCCGAAUCAGAAACAUCUUGAAGAGUUGGCCGAACGGAAUGGGCUUAAAAACAAAACGUUUGAAGAGUUGUGCUCAUCGCCAAUCAUGGAGAAGGCCAUACUCAAGGAAAUAAGCGAACAUGCGAGAAAAUGUAAAUUACAGAAAUAUGAGGUGCCUGCCGCCAUUACGCUGUGCAAGGAAGUUUGGUCCCCGGAUAUGGGCCUAGUGACGGCUGCUUUCAAGCUGAAGCGCAAGGACAUUCAAGACAAAUAUCAGCACGACAUUAAUCGCAUGUACGCUUCAUGAAAGUCAAUGUACUAAAGUAACAGGAGCAGCAGUGAAGCCAAUUGUGUACUAAAUAUAAACAAUUGUUUUAGUAUAGCUCAAAAGGAAACAUGCGUUAUUGAAACCAAACUAGCUUAAGUACGAAAAUAUCUAAAAACCAAAUAGACACACAUCAACGGCUUCGCCUGUAAAGAGAAAACUUGUGUUUAGAAAUUGAUUGAUUUUAUGAGCUCUUUCGCUUAUCUAUUAUAAUAAAACAUGUAUUGAGUUUUUAGACUUAUGAA
This is a messenger RNA of Drosophila montana, 2744 nucleotides long. RefSeq names its product Acyl-CoA synthetase long-chain (gene Acsl). The transcript has 10 exons. The coding region runs from base 268 to 2481 and encodes 737 amino acids. The record is from RefSeq and is a predicted model, not a curated record. NCBI's taxonomy places the organism in Eukaryota, Metazoa, Arthropoda, Insecta, Diptera, Drosophilidae. Gene Ontology annotation, biological process: long-chain fatty-acyl-CoA metabolic process; long-chain fatty acid metabolic process; neuron differentiation. Gene Ontology annotation, molecular function: palmitoyl-CoA ligase activity. Gene Ontology annotation, cellular component: lipid droplet; plasma membrane; endoplasmic reticulum.